UAUGACUAUUCUGAUGCAGUUGGGAAAAUGUUAGACGGGAUGUUUAUCCGUGAAAACAUCAUCAGAAGCUUGCACUUGUGAAUGUUUCGUGUUCCCCGGUACGGAUGUGUAUAGAAGAAAACUCCAGCUGCUAUGAUUGUCUGUGUUAGCGUUGCAUGGUACUGUUUUUAGCUCUAGGCAAAUGCGUGGCGUGAAUAGCGCAAACUCACGAAACCAAUGUCAAGAAUGCGCCGAGCUAGCUAAAGUGACAUUUUGACACGGCCCACCGUUAUUUUUAGCCAUGACCGUUACGUGUUUUAGUCUAUCUGCUUUGCGGUCGUUAUCUUCUGGACCGUACAGAUAAAACAGCAGCUGGAUCUCAAUCAGUGUUUCCAGUUCGGGACGCGCUGAAAUGGACGCCCCAGCUCCAUCACCCCAGACAGAUUUCUAGGGGUGACAUCAGGAAAUCUACCACAUCCCGACCCUGUACAAACACCAGAAUCCAAAACGGUGACUUUCUUUCUUUCUAUGACACACCCAAUUUAUGCCCAGCUAGAUUCGGUUGAAUCGCUGUUUGGCGAACUCCCAUAUAUGUUUUAUCUGGGCCUGUUCUUUGUGAACGUCCUGAUCCUCUACUAUGCCUUUCUGAUGGAGUACAUCGUCCUGAAUGUGGGGAUAGUAUUUCUGCCCGAGGACAUGGACCAGGCGCUGGUGGACCUCGGGGUGCUGUCCGACCCGGCCUCUGUCCCUUACGACACGGACACGGAGUUGGAUGUGUUUGAGGGGUAUCUGGAGUGACGAGGCGGUCCUGGAGGAAGAACAGGGGACUUUAGGUGGUGGUGGUGGUGGUGAUGAUGAUGAUGAUGAUGCAGAGGUCCGGGUCAGAUUGGGCCAUCGUGCAUAAUCCCUGCACAGUGAUGUAGUGGAAAAAGAUGUAUCAGUGAAAAGUCUCCAGAAGGUUGAGUCUUAAAAGAAGGUGGCCUGAGGAAGAGAUCCAGCACGACCAGCCGUACGAUCAGCGACUGUCCCACUGAAGAAACAAUGUGCAUCGGAUCAGCUGGCAGUCACUCUGCUGCCACAGCUGUUGACUCCAGUUGGAGACCAGAGGGCUAACGCUGGCACCCAUGUCCCUCCCUUUGGACACAAGGAAAAAGACAGCUGUUUUUGUGGAAGAAAAAUGAAUGAUUUCAGAGAUGUGGAGGAUUUCAUCUGCAUUGCAACCAGUUCAGAUACAGCAACUUGGUAUUUCUACCAAACAGUUAUCCAGACUGUGCAAGAUCUGUUUGCAGAAGGAAAUGACUUGAAAGUUUGUCACUCCAGCUGCAAUGUGAUAUCCUACAUUGUGAGGCAUCUCAGAAGAACUGAUGAGCAGGAACAUAAUGUAGAAUGUGGUCUGUCUCAUACUUAAUCACUCACAGCGCAAUUUCUUUAAUCUUAACUUUUCAGAAUAUUGAAUGCAUCGCUGCUGUGCAAGCUCACUCAUCAUUGAGGUCAUCCAUACUGUGUGUCUGCUUCAGGGAUGUACACACUCUCAGGAGCACAGUUAGGAACACUGGGGGUACUGGGAAGAUAAAACACUGGAUUGUCAGACUAUAAAGCAUGUAGAAGUGCCCUGAACUCUACAAGCGCUCAAAAGCAGGAGCAGUACAGUGUAAUACACUUCUAAUAACUCACCUUAAUGCCAGAAGUAAUUAAAAAAAAUGGAGUAAUUCCUUUUAGCUUAUGUCACACUGGAUAAUUGGGACCAUAUGCAAAAUGUUAUUUUCCACAAAAUAAAUUAACAGAACUAGUUUAGUUAUGACAGCUGUGGUCACAUCUGGCUUAAUGAUAGCAGUGGGGUGGGGUCAAAUGCUCAAACUUCAAAGAGAAAGAGUGCUUCAGAUAUUUGAUGCUGAUCCAGUUUAAUCUUAUACUGUUACGUUAGACAUAGAUGAGACCCAUGGUAUUGGCUGGAUUUUAGCAGCCAAAAUUCUGUUUUAUCACAUUUGUGUUUACUUGUUCUGAAUUUAGUAUUGAAAUGUUUUUUCUUCACAGCAAUAAGAAACUGGAUUCAAGCAUGGGGGCAACAGUCAAACAAAUGAGAUCACUAAUCAGUUACUCCAAUCAUCUGCUUGGUUUUGGUUGUGGAUGGGUGG
Molecule: messenger RNA, 2114 nt
Organism: Monopterus albus (swamp eel)
Lineage: Eukaryota; Metazoa; Chordata; Actinopteri; Synbranchiformes; Synbranchidae
Gene: dexi
Product: Dexi homolog (mouse)
Exons: 2
Coding region: 508-777 (89 amino acids)
Source: RefSeq, a predicted model, not a curated record